Molecule: messenger RNA, 1115 nt
Organism: Suillus subaureus
Lineage: Eukaryota; Fungi; Basidiomycota; Agaricomycetes; Boletales; Suillaceae
Exons: 6
Coding region: 326-874 (182 amino acids)
Biological process (GO): mycotoxin biosynthetic process
Source: RefSeq, a predicted model, not a curated record
GUUCUACAUCAGACUGAUGGCUGGUAGGCAGAAUUCACGAGUUCUGCCAUCAACACUAGUUCAAUCACCCGUGAAGAUUUAUUUCGUUCAAUUAUGCGAGCAUCGGACGCACAGGUAGAUGGGGACUCGAGGCAACAGAUCGGUGUUGUCGAAGGUCCGGCAGUUUUUUCAAGCAAGUACAACUCACACAGAAGGGUUCUGCUGACACGUACCAUAAAGUAAAGCAACCCGACUUGUGACACGCUAUUUUUCGCGCCUGCCAGCAACGGCUCAAGCUAUAGUUCUCAAUACUAGUAGUUUCUGAGCACGUCCAGCGACAAACUCAAUGCUUCACAGCUUCAAACUUCGACUGUCAGACGUGCUGCGCGUAUUUGGGACUAGUGCUUUCGUCAUUAGCAUCAUUUUAAACAUCUUCGCCAUGCUGCGCUUGCAACACAAGUCUGUCGAUGAUAGACAGUACACUUACAUUGGUGAUGAUCAUCCGAUCGAAUUACCCCUUGACUUGGAAAUCGCCGCAUUGACGUUUGAAGACUCAAAGUAUUACAAAGGCCACGGAUUCGUGCGUCUGGGACCAAAUGGGCGACUGUUUGGUGUCUCGAUGUUUCACCAGAUUCAUUGUCUACAAAUGAUCCGGCUAGCCCUUAUUAACGGGCCCAGUGACCAUAGUGGGCACUGCCUUAACUUCUUGCGACAGGCCAUUCUUUGCAAUUCUGAUACUACCCUUGAUCCAGUCUACAUUGAUGGAUCGAUGAUAGGCUCAGACGGUUUGGGUGUGACGCAUAUAUGUCGAGAUUGGUCACAGGUUUAUGCAUACAUUAAGGAGAACCAGAGGGGUUCUGUGUGGGCAGAGCACAAGACAGAGAUGCAAUCAUAACGCGAAGUCAAGUGGGAGGAUAUGGGCUAGCUCGUACCAACGAUGGAUGGGAUCGGCUCGGUAAAUACUUACUUACAAGCGAUCCGCUCGCCUGCGGACGGUUAGGCCUUUUAUUUUCUUGCUCACACAGAUCUCUACAGUAGUAACGAAGAGUAAACUACAUUCACGGUAUCCCUUUCCUCAUUUGUGGGUGACCACAUUGUUCGAAUGUCGCGACGAUUUCGAACUCUCGACAGUGCCG